UCCAGGAGUACGUAGGCCCUCUUAUGUUUGGGCCAAUCGAGCCGUCUACCGUACAUAACAAAAUUUAGGGUUUUAGGGAGGCUGGACCUGCAAGCAAGCAUUCGAAUCAGCUUGCCUUCUCCUCCAUUUUCCGUCUACCCUUCUUCCUCCUCGCUGGUAUUACCGUCCGUUACACUCGGACCCAUGGACUCAAAGCUCACAGAAGCGGCCGUUGACGGAGAAGCUAACGACGUUCAGACCUCGGACCACCAGGAAGACGAUCGGUCUCAACCUCAGACCGGUGAUGGAGCCAGCCCUGGAAAGAUCUUUAUUGGAGGUUUAGCAAGAGAGACGACUUCUGCUCAAUUUGUCAAGCAUUUUGGUGUAUAUGGUGAAAUUACAGACUCCGUGAUAAUGAGAGACCGGAGAACUGGGCAGCCUCGUGGAUUUGGGUUUGUGACUUAUGCAGAUCCUUCUGUGGUUGAUACAGUAAUUGAAGAUAUUCAUGUUAUCAACGGAAAGCAAGUGGAGAUUAAACGGACUAUACCCAAAGGAGCUAUUGGCUCUAAGGAUUUCAAAACUAAAAAGAUCUUUGUGGGUGGAAUUCCAACAACAGUUACUGAAGAUGAGUUUAAGGACUUCUUCUCCAAGUUUGGAGAGGUCAAAGACCACCAAAUCAUGCGGGAUCAUUCUAGCAAUCGUUCUCGUGGCUUUGGAUUUGUUACAUUUGAUGCGGAACAAACUGUUGAUGACCUCUUGACCAGGGGGAGCAAGCUUGAGUUGGCUGGAACUCAGGUGGAGAUUAAGAAGGCAGAGCCAAAGAAACCAAACCCACCUGCUGCUCCAUCCAAGCGUUACAAUGAUUCUAAGCCUGCAUUUGGCAGUGGGUAUGGAGAUGGCUAUGGUGGAUUUGGAGGUGGUGAUGGUUUUGGCCCUGGUUCCUACAGGUCAGGUGGAGCUUAUGGGGGUAGAGCCACUGCUUACGGCGGAUAUGGUGGAGGUGACUUUGGUGCAUAUGGAGCAUAUGGUGGAGCUGUGGGUGGUAUGGGGGCGUUUAGGGGACAACCCUCUAUUGGAUACUCUGGCCGUUAUGCGGGAGGUUUUAGUAGAGGUUAUGACAUAGGGGGUGCUUAUGGUGGGCCUGCUGAGAGCUAUGAAGGAUAUGGUGGUGGCAGCAGUGGCUCAGGUGGUGGCUAUGCUGGUAGCUAUGAUGGAGGCUAUGGAGGCUAUGGAGGCAGCAGUGGAGGUUCAUUCUUGGGAGGUAGAGGUGGUUAUGGUGGUGCAGGGGGAGGUCGGUAUCAUCCGUACAGCAGGUAGAGGGGGGUCUGGAAAGGGAAGACGAGCUUUAACCAUUUUAGUUGCAGCAUGAGGUUUCUCUUUAGGUGUUGGCUCUUUUUUUUAUUCAAGAGGCUCUUUGAUCUGUUUACUCGUCUUAAAUUUUGUUUACAAAGGACUCAACGAACAAAUUUAUUUGGCCUAUUCUGACUUACAUUUAUUUGAGUGCUAGAUCAUCCUGUUGCCAAAAAAGAGUGCCCUCUUAUAAUUGUAGUGACCAUUUUGCACAGGCGUUUAUGAUUUUUUCAUGUUUAGUUUUAUUCAAGAAACCUGCAGAAACAAACUGAGCAUUUCCAUUAUCUCUGGUUUAUUCAAGAACCCUGCAGAAAUAAACUGUGCAUUCUUUUUGUGUUAA
Messenger RNA from Malania oleifera, 1669 nucleotides. RefSeq names its product heterogeneous nuclear ribonucleoprotein 1. Gene Ontology annotation, cellular component: nucleoplasm. The transcript is spliced from 6 exons. Gene Ontology annotation, biological process: regulation of gene expression. The record is from RefSeq and is a predicted model, not a curated record. Gene Ontology annotation, molecular function: RNA binding. The coding region runs from base 184 to 1296 and encodes 370 amino acids. NCBI's taxonomy places the organism in Eukaryota, Viridiplantae, Streptophyta, Magnoliopsida, Santalales, Ximeniaceae.